Molecule: messenger RNA, 1106 nt
Organism: Psammomys obesus (fat sand rat)
Lineage: Eukaryota; Metazoa; Chordata; Mammalia; Rodentia; Muridae
Product: butyrophilin subfamily 1 member A1-like
Exons: 3
Coding region: 321-767 (148 amino acids)
Biological process (GO): regulation of cytokine production; T cell receptor signaling pathway
Cellular component (GO): external side of plasma membrane
Molecular function (GO): signaling receptor binding
Source: RefSeq, a predicted model, not a curated record
UUAUUCUUUCUUUCUUGUUCUUUCAUUACUUUGUAGCCCUAGGCUUGCUGAAAACAGAUUGUCUCCCUCAUAAAUGUUUCCAGGGUGGAUUACAGGCCUGUAAUUUCAGAUGCCAUCUUCCUAAAGAGGUGUUCAUUUGUGUCAUUUCGUUGAUCCCUAGUCUUUGAAGUGAAGAGUUGAGAUUUUCUGAGCCUAGUGUCCUUGGGUUUCUGUGCUCCCUACAUAUACUAUAAUCCUAUGAUAAAACCCCCAAAGAAUAACCACCAAGGAUUAAGGCCAGUUUCUCUCCAAUAGCUGUGGGCUCUGAUCCUCACAUCAGUAUGAAAACUCAAGAGAAUGAAGAGAGGGAGCUGGAGUGCACCUCUUCGGGAUGGUAUCCAGAACCUCAGGUGCAGUGGAGGACAGCCAGUGGAGAGAAGUUACCAUCCACAUCAGAGUUCAGGAAGCGUGACGAGCAAGGCCUGUUCACUGUGGCGGCUUUGAUAACCAUCAAAGACAGCUCCGUAAGGAACAUGUUCUGCUGCAUCCAGAAUAUGCUCCUCGGCCAGAAGAAGGAAGUAGAGAUCUCUGUACCAGCACCAUCUUCCUCGACCUGGGGUGCCAUGUUGCUGUUGCUCUUGUUGCCAGCAUUCCUGGGCCUUACUGGAAUAUACGUUGCUUGGAAAAAAUGGAGGACAAGACAGAGACAGAGAAAUGGCAAAGUUGACUGUAUAGAAUGGAAAUUGGCACGGUCAAAACCAGGUCAGUUUACUUGCUCUGGGCUCUGAGAUCUUACUCUUCUACGGCUGUAAUAAAAUGCCAUGACAAGGCAACCAUUUCAAGGACGCGUAUAUUCAAGGCUUAUACUUCCAGAGGGAUAGGAAUACAUCACCAUCAUGGCAGUGAACAUGGCAGCCAGCAGGAUGGCAUUGAGGCAACAGCUGAGAGAGAGUGUGUAUCUGAAUCACAACAUGGAGCAGAGAGCACACCUGAAAUGGCACAAGUCUUUUGAAACCUCAGAGCUCACACCUAGAGACACAGCUCCUUCAAGACCACACCUCCUAACCCUUCCCAAACAGUUCCACCAGCUGCAACACAUAAACCAAUAGGAACCAUUGUCAUUUAAA